AUAAAUUAGCUUAAACUUCCAUUAAUAGAGACUUGGCUCAAAACCCAUUUUGAAUUACUUAGGUUAAAGAGCAACCAUUUGGUGUCGGAGACUCUGAUUUUUACAACGAGAGCCCACAGAUACUGUAGAUGGUGAAGAACAUGUUGUUCAAUUGGAAGUCAUGGUGGUGGUCUCUUCACAAGCACAACUACUUGCUAGUGAAAUUGGGUGUUUCGAUUCUUCUUCUGGGUUUUGCUUUUAGACUUCUCUUCUCUCAAUCCACUGGGUUUUCGGAGGUUUCAGAAACCCCAUUUCUUGAGAAAACUGAGAACCCAGUAGCUCCAGUUUCUGAUGGUUUCGGGGAAAAUACAGAUCAGAUUCCUGACAAAGAAGAGUGUGAUCUUUUUACCGGAGAUUGGAUCCCAAACCCUGCUGGUCCUCGUUACAGCAAUGAUAGCUGCAAAUUUAUUGAAAGUCAUCAGAAUUGUAUGAAGAAUGGGCGGCCAGAUACACGGUAUCUUUACUGGAGGUGGAAGCCACAAGAUUGCGGGCUGCCUCAACUCGAUCCAGAAAGAUUUCUUGAGAUGAUGAGGAAUAAAACAUGGGCGUUGAUUGGGGAUUCAAUAUCUAGAAACCAUGUCCAGUCAUUGCUUUGCAUCCUCUCAAAGGUGGAAGAAGCUGUUGAAGUUUACCAUGAUGAGGAGUACAGAUCCAGAAGAUGGAACUUCCCAUCGUACAACUUCACUGUUUCUGUAAUUUGGUCCCCUUUCCUUGCUAAAGCUGCCAUUUUUGAAGACUACAAUGGUGUUUCAACUCAUGAGAUUGAGCUGCAAAUUGACAAACUUGAUACGAAUUGGACAAAACUAUACCAGGGCUUGGAUUACAUAGUUUUUUCAAGUGGCAAAUGGUUUUUUAAAAGUGCAAUUUACUAUGAGAACAACAAAAUAUUGGGCUGCCAUUACUGUCCUGGAAAGAACCUGACGGAGCUCGGGUUCAAUUUUGCUUAUCGCAAAGUCCUCAAGAAUGUUUUCAACUUCAUUGUCUCAUCCAAUCAUAAGGGGAUGAUCUUUUAUCGAACCUCCACGCCAGAUCACUUCGAGAAUGGGGAAUGGUUUAAUGGUGGGACCUGUACAAGAGCAGAACCAGUAAAGGAAGGUGAGUUCGAGUUAACUGAGUUGGUCAAAAUUCUUCGUGACAUCGAAUUAAAGGAAUUUGAGAAGGCUGCAGCUAAAGCCUCUGAAGCAGGGGUGAAGCUUAAACUUUUUGAUGUAACCCCACUUUCAUUGCUGAGGCCUGAUGGACACCCAGGUCCGUAUCGACACUUCUACCCAUUUUCCAAGGAUAAUAAGAAUGCAAAACUUAUCAAUGACUGCCUGCAUUGGUGCUUGCCUGGGCCAAUUGAUUCAUGGAAUGAUUUGCUUACGAAAAUGAUAGUAAAUGGUUGAGACGAUCAGCGUAUCAAAUCCGGAUAUUGUUUGCUUAGGAGAAUGGUGGACGAAUGCUGGAUCUCCACCCUGUGAAUACUAUACAAUUCAAGGCAUUACCUUUGUGGUUCUUUGUCCGACGAGUUCAUCAGUAUCGGCAUUUGUAAGUCUUGAAUACAAUUCUUAUCAUCAGUUAGAAAAAAGUUUUGAAAUCUUCCUUCCCAUAUAUUUGACAUUGAAUCAAGUCACUCUGUUCAAUGAUUAUGUUUUACUUGAAUCUAGUUCUGAAUGCUUUAUGAUUGUGGC
This is a messenger RNA of Ilex paraguariensis (yerba mate), 1709 nucleotides long. The record is from the annotation of a GenBank genome assembly. NCBI's taxonomy places the organism in Eukaryota, Viridiplantae, Streptophyta, Magnoliopsida, Aquifoliales, Aquifoliaceae.